UGAUUUCAUUCGACCAGCCUGCCUCACAUUCCCUGGCUCGAAGGAAUACGAACACACAGCUUGUACAGUAGCAGGAUGGGGUAACAUGGGGGAGAGACAAAAUACAAGCGAUGUAUUACUAAAGGCGACGGUAUAUCAGGAAUAUGAUCACAGUAACUGUCAAAGGGUUUUGCAUCAAAAUUUUUUUGUAUGGGACAGUACGACUAUGAUCUGCGCAAAGUCAGGUGAAGCUCGGCCUGACCAGGACACUUGUCAGGGCGACAGCGGUGGUCCUUUGAUGACGAUGAGCAAACAAUAUGUACCUUGCUCAUAUUUUGUAGCAGGCAUCGUAUCUUGGGGUCCUAAAUGUGGAGUACAAAUGCAUGGGUCUUAUACAAACGCUUCCUAUGACAAGUAUCAAGAAUGGAUAGUCGAAAACGUGUGGCCGCUGCAGCUGAAUGCUAGAAAAAUUAAUCUCUCUUAAACAACUAUUAAAUGAUAUGAAACUGAUCACUUUGUAUAUCGUUGUGACGUCGUUGCUUGGAAAUGACAGCUUCGUUCCGAUUUAAAAGCGCCUGUUGAAGUUAAUGAAAGCUAUAUUUGGUAUUAUUAUUUUAAAUCCCCAUCACUGUUACCAACCUUUAGAGUCAAAAUGGUGCGAAUCAAAUAGGCACAAAAUAAUAAGGCUUGUAGCCGGUGUGGUCAGCAUCUAAUUCUGACUUUGUAAAGGUGACAGUUUAUUGUAAUUUUCUGUGCAGCCAACGAACUGCCGGGCAUUGAUGACACCACAAUAAAGACAAGUUUACAAAUUGCCGAAAUUAAAUAAGUAACUUAUGAAUGAACGGG
Papilio machaon (common yellow swallowtail) is the source of this 825-nucleotide messenger RNA. Its product is annotated as transmembrane protease serine 4-like. Gene Ontology annotation, molecular function: serine-type endopeptidase activity. Bases 86 to 463 code for a protein of 125 amino acids. The record is from RefSeq and is a predicted model, not a curated record. Lineage: Eukaryota; Metazoa; Arthropoda; Insecta; Lepidoptera; Papilionidae. Gene Ontology annotation, biological process: proteolysis. The transcript is spliced from 3 exons.